UGAUAAUGGUGUCGAGUUUUGUUUAAAGAAUUCAAGUGAGAUUCUCUCUCUGCAUAAAAUUUCUUAAACUGCAAUGAGUGUCUUCUAAGACAAUAUACCCCACAUGGAUGGGCUGCCAUUAAUAAACAUGUUGAAUUUUUCAUUUCUUUUUGGCAUUUUUUAUCAUGGCCUUGGAGACAUUGUUUUUUGUGGUUGUAGAUUCAAAAGUUUGUAAGAGCACGCACAGUGCUCACUUUGUUCUUUUUCUCGACAUGGUUGGUUUGGGCCCUUUUGAGCACCAUCCCCAUUUCCCACGGGGUUCAGUUUUGGAAUCAAAUUGGCGGUUGUUGGGAGUAAAAAAAUAGUAAUAGUGGUUUUCUUUGGGCAGAGUAUUGGGGGAAUUGACCUAAAACUUGGUUAUUGAUCAGGGAAUUUUGUGGGUCGAGGCAGAAGUUAGGUGUCUUAUAGAAGUAGUCAAGUGGGUAUUUUAUAUUGGAGUAGUUUUAACGUGAUCCGUGAUGGGUUUAGAACAGGAUUAGAUUUAUUGAAUCUGCUGAUAAAAUUUGGGGAAGUUUUGCCUCACUUGGCAGAAAUAUUAGUUGGGGGGUUGCACUCUGGGUUUCGGUUGAGACUCUCGACGGCUAAAAUCAACUGGGUUUUUGCUGUUUCUCUAUACGAGGGUUUAAUUUCAAGUGGAUUAGGUGUUUUUUUGGGUGGAAUACCGGGAGGGUUUAUGGUAGUUGUCUUUGAAUUUAUCUCCAAUUCGGUUCUGUGUUUAAAGCUCCGCUCUUAAGGGUUUGUAUUACGAGGAAGAUGGCUUGCGUGAAACUGGGAUCUAAGAGUGAUGCAUUCCAACGACAGGGACAAGCCUGGUUUUGCACGACAGGGCUUCCUAGUGAUAUCGUUGUUGAAGUUGGGGAAAUGUCCUUUCAUCUUCACAAGUUUCCGCUGCUAUCUAGAAGUGGAGUUAUGGAAAGGUUGAUUGCAGAAGCAUCAGAUGAAGAAGAGGAAAAAUGUGUAAUAAAUCUUCCAGAUAUACCAGGUGGUGCCAAAACAUUUGAACUUGUUGCCAAGUUCUGCUAUGGUGUAAAACUUGAACUUACUGCCUCAAAUGUUGUGUACCUGCGGUGUGCUGCUGAGCAUCUUGAAAUGUCUGAAGAAUAUGGGGAGGGUAAUCUUAUUACACAGACUGAAACCUUUUUCAAUAAAGUAGUCCUCCGUAACUGGAAAGACUCCCUAAGGGCACUUCAAACAUGUGAUGAUAUUCUUAACUAUGCUGAAGAACUCAAUAUCACCAACAGAUGUAUUGAGUCCCUAGCCAUGAAGGCAUCGACUGACCCAAAUCUAUUUGGGUGGCCUGUCAUGAAUCAUGGUGGGCCCAUGCAGAGUCCGGGUGGGAGUGUCUUGUGGAAUGGGAUAAGCACAGGUGCCAGACCCAAAAAUGUAAAUUCAGAUUGGUGGUAUAAUGAUUUAUCAACUUUGAGGUUACCUUUAUACAAGAGGUUGAUUUCGGUCAUGGAAUCUCGUGGUAUCAGACAGGAUAUUGUUGCUGGAUCUCUUACUUAUUAUGCAAAGAAGUACCUCCCUGGGCUGAACCGGCGCAAAAACACUAGUGAGUCUAGCACCCGUCUGACUCCCACGGUUUUGGGGUCUCCACCAUCUGAAGAAGACCAGAAGCUAUUACUGGAAGAGAUUGAUCGGUUUCUUCCUCUUCAAAAGGGACUAGUUCCAGCAAAGUUUUUAUUUGGUCUGCUACGCACAGCCAUGAUUCUGAAAGCCAGCGACUCUUGCAUAUCGAACUUGGAAAAAAGAAUAGGAAUGCAGCUUGAUCAAGCAACUUUGGAUGAUCUCCUAAUGCCCAACUUUUCAUACUCCAUGGAAACACUUUACAAUGUUGACUGUGUGCAGCGGAUCCUCGAGCAUUUCCUUGCCAUGGACCAGAUUACAGGUGGGGCCUCGCCAUGUUCAGUUGAUGAUGGCCAGAUCAUCGGGUCCCCUUCGUUAACACCUGUCACAAUGGUAGCCAAGUUAAUUGAUGGGUACUUAGCAGAAGUUGCCCCUGAUGUUAAUCUGAAGCUCCCCAAAUUCCAGGCUCUUGCUGCUGCUGUUCCCGAGUAUGCCAGACCCCUGGAUGAUGGUCUUUAUCGUGCAAUAGACAUAUACUUAAAGUCACAUCCAUGGUUGGAGGAGUCCGAUAGAGAACAACUCUGCAGGCUGAUGGACUGUCAGAAGCUCUCUUUGGAAGCUUGCACUCAUGCUGCUCAGAACGAGAGACUACCCUUACGAAUAAUAGUCCAAGUACUCUUCUUUGAGCAGCUUCAGCUUAGGACUUCAAUUGCUGGCUGCUUCCUAGUGUCCGACAAUCUGGACGGAUCAAGACCGUUGAGAAGUGGGAUUGCGGCAUCUUCUGAGGGAGGCUGGGCGACGGCAGUAAGGGAGAACCAGGUUUUAAAGGUUGGAAUGGAUAACAUGAGGACGCGGGUCUCUGAGCUCGAGAAAGAGUGCUCAAACAUGAGACAGGAAAUCGAGAAGUUGGGUCGAACAAAGGGCUCUAAUACCUGGGCGAAAAAAUUCGGGUUCAAGUUGAAGUCUCAAAUGUGCAGCGCUCAAGAAGGAUCUGUUAGCAACCAUAAUAGUAACAGUGGCAAGAUUGAACAAGCCAAGCACAAGAAAAACUGAUCUCUAGAUGGCCAACAACUUAUUAUUAUUCCACUGUGUUCUGUGUCUCAAAGACUCUUUUUUCAUUGUUUCAUUGUAUCAAUCUUGUAAAAUGGAGAUGGAAGAACAAUUAGUGUAAUUGAUGGGUUUCUUGUAAAAGCAAAAGGGACUCUCAUUCUUCUAGUUUUCAAUAUGUAAACAUUGAGCAAAGGUAUUCAUCACACUAUCAUUCUUCAGAAUUCAA
Molecule: messenger RNA, 2881 nt
Organism: Tripterygium wilfordii
Lineage: Eukaryota; Viridiplantae; Streptophyta; Magnoliopsida; Celastrales; Celastraceae
Product: BTB/POZ domain-containing protein At1g30440
Exons: 4
Coding region: 793-2658 (621 amino acids)
Molecular function (GO): protein binding
Source: RefSeq, a predicted model, not a curated record